This is a messenger RNA of Dioscorea cayenensis subsp. rotundata (Guinea yam), 1487 nucleotides long. Its product is annotated as probable protein phosphatase 2C 68. NCBI's taxonomy places the organism in Eukaryota, Viridiplantae, Streptophyta, Magnoliopsida, Dioscoreales, Dioscoreaceae. Gene Ontology annotation, cellular component: cytosol; nucleus. Gene Ontology annotation, biological process: protein dephosphorylation. Gene Ontology annotation, molecular function: protein serine/threonine phosphatase activity; cation binding. The record is from RefSeq and is a predicted model, not a curated record.
CCAACCGUCUUCCCCGCCACCGGCGCACCUCCGCGAAACCCUCGCCGGAGAUGAGAGAGAACGGGAUUGGAAGCGAUCGACGCCGUUGAUGGCUGAUGUAUGCGUGAAUAUGGCAGGCGAUGGCGAGUCCUUGGCCAAAUGCUGCGAGCCGCGCCGCCUGAGGAUCGAGCACGCCGGAGAGACCUCGAACUGCGGCGAGAAACGAGUCGCCUCGGCUGAGCCACCGGCGGCCGAGAAGAGAACCCGGACGGUGGCUCCGGUGGUGGCUUUUGGGUCGGUGUCGCUCUGUGGGUUGUCGCGCGAGAUGGAGGACGCUGUUUCAGUUCGCCCGGCGUUUUGUCGGCUCGCCGGCGGCGAGCUGCUCCACUUCUUCGCUGUCUUCGAUGGCCAUGGAGGUUCCCACGUGUCGGCGAUGUGCAGGGAAAGGAUGCACGAGCUGGUGGCGGAGGAGAUAGGCAGGGCGGGGACGAAGGCGGCGAACGAAGAGGAGUGGAAGGCGGCGGUGGAGAGAGCGUUCGCGAGGAUGGACGAGGUGGUACUGGCGGCGUGCGCUUGUGGGAGACCUGGGCCACCGCCGUGCGGCUGCGAGAGAUCGGGGUUCGAGUCCGACGUCGUGGGGUCGACAGCCGUUGUCGCCAUCGUCUCUCGAAGCCGGAUCUUAGUCGCCAACUGCGGCGACUCUCGUGCCGUCCUCUCCCGCUCCGGCCGCGCCCUCCCCCUCUCCGACGACCACAAGCCGGACAGGCCGGACGAGCUGGCGCGCAUUGAAGCCGCCGGCGGGAGGGUGAUCUACCUCAACGGAGCAAGAGUCCAUGGAAUCCUCGCCAUGUCCCGUGCUUUAGGUGACAAGUACUUGAAACCAGUAGUCAUAUCAGAACCAGAAGUGGUUGUGAUGGAAAGAACUCGAUCUGACGAAUGCUUGGUAAUUGCGAGUGAUGGAUUAUGGGAUGUUAUAUCGAACGAGCUAGCCUGUGAUGUAGCUCGCCGGUGUUUAGAAGAGGGUGCUCUAUCAAGCGGUGCAGAUGAUGUCACCAGAGCAGUCAUAGAAAAUGUCACUGAUGAAGAAAAAGAACAAGCCUCAGCUCCGCGCUGCUCACUUGCAGCUGCAUUGCUAGCUAGGCUUGCUCUUGGAAGGAAGAGCGCCGAUAACAUAAGUGUUAUUGUAGUUGACUUGAAAAGGAGCUUUGGACAUUGAAGAUGUUGGUUUGUUGAUCAGGUUGGUUGGUGCAUAAUGUUUUUUCUUUUGUUCUUUUCUUACUUUUUUUUCGUAUUUUUGUGUCUUUUAUAACAUCUAAAAGUUGCAAGAAUGGGUCAUGGAAGAAGGAAAAUUGUAUAUAGAAUCAGGAACACUCUGAUGAUGAAGAUGAUAGCUGUAUGCCUUCUUGACUGAAGUAGCAUUACUUUUGAAACUCUUGUAAUUUUGGUUCUUUUAUUUGAUGCACUGUAAUUUAUUUGUACUUUGUUUCUGUAUAUUUUUGGAAUUUCUA